AUGCCUUCGGUCGUCAAAUCCAUGACAGCCAUCGUCGCCAGACCGCAGCAGAUUCAACCAGCAACCAUGGCGUCCGAUGGCAAUUUCGAGAAGUACACCCGCCAGCUGACCCUUGUCGAAGACUUCAUCGCGUCUCUCCGCCAGAAGGGCCUGCACCAAACAUUCAAGACCGUCGACUUCAAGCAUCUGACCGAGACUAACCGUCUCCCCGGCAAGAAUCACGCUCGCGUGGUGGUCAGGGCUCCCAUGGGAACACGCCACGUAUUCAAGGGAUUUGACCUAGAAGCCUUCAACAAGCAUGAGCAUUCAUUCUACGAACACCAGCGAGACACCAUGCUGCACGAGAUCCAAACCCUCGCCGCCUUGCCGCUGCAUCCCAACAUUAUGCCCUGCCCCGAGACCCUGGUGACUGUCCUGGACCCUGACGGUGGCGAGCGGGUCUGUGGGUUUCUGCAGCCAGUCAUGGAACGGGAAACAUUGGACGACCAGAUCACCAACGCUGGUGACGUCCGCAUUCCCCUCUUGCGCAAGGCAAAAUGGUGCUUCCAGAUGGCUCGCGCUGUGCUUCACACCCACCGCAUCGCCAGGACGUAUCACAUGGAUGUCAAGCCUGGCAACAUCCUCAUUGACCAAGAAGACGGCAUUCGCCUCAUUGAUUGGGAGCAAAGUGGUGUCUCCAUGUUCACCCACUCCAAGGAAGCCACGAUUGACCAAGAAGCAUGGGAAGAACCUCCCUCUCCCCACGACGACUCAGCUCAGCCCGCCAAACCCAGGAUCGUAUACAAGCCCCACGCUGGGGCACCGAGAAAGAACUUGCAUUGGGGCUAUCCCGACUGGAACGUCUUUCCCAUCUGGAAGAAAACGUGCCCUCGUGCAGCCGAGCUGGCUGAGGUGUUUAGUCUCGGUCGUGUCAUGUGGAUGCUGAUGGAGCAGCUCGAACAGUCACCCAACCCGACCGUCUGGACCGCCAGGUCGGCCGAUGUGCCCCAGAAUUGGAAGGACAUCAUAAAUCAGUGCAUGGAAUUGGACCCGAACGCUCGGCCUGACUUGGAUGAGCUUGUUGACUUUUGGAGUGCAGAAGUUGAGAGACUUUCCGGCGCAAAGGGUGCCAGCAACGGCACGAACAACAGCACAGCGAUCAGCACGAGUAACAGCAUGAACAGUGGCGCAGGCAAUGGAGUCAGCAAAAGCAUCAACAACAGCAUCAGCACAGGCGCUCGGAACGGCACCGGCAACGGCACAAUCCACAACGGAAGCAACGGCGCAGGAAACAACACGUCUUCGCACGUGUGA
Messenger RNA from Verticillium dahliae VdLs.17, 1293 nucleotides. RefSeq lists its product as uncharacterized. The record is from RefSeq and is a predicted model, not a curated record. Gene Ontology annotation, biological process: protein phosphorylation. Gene Ontology annotation, molecular function: protein kinase activity; ATP binding. Lineage: Eukaryota; Fungi; Ascomycota; Sordariomycetes; Glomerellales; Plectosphaerellaceae. The coding region runs from base 1 to 1293 and encodes 430 amino acids. The transcript has a single exon.